AUGACAACAAUGGGCGUGACAGUGUACUGCAACAGAGUGCAGAUAAACGGGGACCAGGAGCAGCUGAUGCUGCUGAGAACCCUCCAGGACAACGGGAGCAACAUCCUGGGAAGUUCGCCGCAUCUGAUCGUCCAGAAAGGUCUAAACAUGAACAUGAAGCUGGAUCAUGGAAGCAGCAACAAUAAUAUAGUUCUCCCGCCUUACGAUCCGACCAGACUAAAGAAACACGGGAAAAAUGGUCAGCCUCCGCCAGUCGCGGUCGCAAAGAGGAAUGCCCGCGAGAGAAACAGGGUGAAGCAAGUUAACAACGGGUUCGCGACACUCAGACAACACAUUCCUAAUUAUAUUGCCGCAGGGUAUGGAGACCGCGGGAAGAAAUUGUCGAAGGUUGAAACUCUCAGGAUGGCUGUCGAGUAUAUUCGCGGGCUGCAGAGACUACUUGCGGAGGCCGAUGGUGUGGAGUUUGAUAGUGGAAGUCACAAUAUUCCGUCACCCAGUAGCAGUAUUUCUGGGCAUAAUGGACUAUCACCGGCAGCCGCGACGUCGCCGAAAAAUUUGUACCCCGCGGGGGAUGAAGAAAACUUGGAGCCCGUGAUACCUGUGCAAAACUUUGCAAGGCUGUCCCCAAGUCUGGCGUCGCCCGCGACGGAGUACUACCAAAAUGAGGAGAACCUGGAGCCGCAAAUCCUCUCCCCGUACAGCGGAGCCGGGGACAGCGAGGAGGGUGGAACUAUUUACGCGGCCAGUCCCGAGGGAUUCGGUACCAUUUACUACAAGCAGGAGAUCUCUGACACCGGGGAGUUCAUGGACGUCGUGAGCUGGUGGGAACAGGAACAGGGAAGACUAGUACACACUCAACCCCAUACGCAACGGCUCACCCAUGUGUAA
Cotesia congregata is the source of this 888-nucleotide messenger RNA. The record is from the annotation of a GenBank genome assembly. NCBI's taxonomy places the organism in Eukaryota, Metazoa, Arthropoda, Insecta, Hymenoptera, Braconidae.